This is a messenger RNA of Fusarium musae, 1278 nucleotides long. RefSeq lists its product as uncharacterized. Gene Ontology annotation, cellular component: fungal-type vacuole membrane. NCBI's taxonomy places the organism in Eukaryota, Fungi, Ascomycota, Sordariomycetes, Hypocreales, Nectriaceae. The record is from RefSeq and is a predicted model, not a curated record. Gene Ontology annotation, biological process: transmembrane transport. The transcript has 3 exons. The coding region runs from base 1 to 1278 and encodes 425 amino acids. Gene Ontology annotation, molecular function: transmembrane transporter activity.
AUGGACUCUACGAAAGAUACAGCCGAUGAUAGCCCUAUCAUCGAAAGCAGCUUUUCAGUCGAUGACGCAUCACCGAAACCUGUUCCAAACGGCGGACUGAUCGCGUGGCUGCAAGUCGCGGGCUCGUUUUGCCUCUACUUUUGUACUUGGGGGCUGAUCGCAAGCUUUGGAAGCUUUCAAACUAUCUAUGAGCGCGACCAACUAUCAAGUCAUACGCCAUUUCAAAUUUCGAUCAUUGGUUCUCUCCAGACCUUCUUGAUGGUAUUCUCAGGCUUCAUAAUUGGCCCGAUCUAUGACUCUGGUUACUUCCGACAUCUUCUAGCCAUCGGUUCUACCUUCAUUGCCAUCGGCACUGUACUUCAGAGCCUGAGUCAAAAGUACUGGCAGUAUCUUCUCACUCAAGGUCUUAUGGUUGGCAUUGGCGCUGGCUGUCUAUCUAUCUUGAGUGUUGCUAUUACUUCACUAUGGUUCACUACCAAACUGCCACUAGUCAAUGGACUUGCAGCUUGCGGGAGUGGACUCGGAGGUGUUCUUCUCCCCAUUAUGAUACGGGAGCUUAAUGCGCAGACAAGCUUGCCAUGGGCAGCCAGGGCUAUGGCUUUGUUGCUGUUGGUCCUACUCCUGUUUUCCAACCUUGUGCUCCGACCGGGGCCGAAUCCUAGCAGACCAGCUCAGCGAAGGCAACUUCUCGACAAGACGGCUUUUACAGACUGGCCCUACGUGUUCUUUGUGGCAGGCUGCUUUUCUGUCUUUCUUGGAAUGUACACGCCUUUUGUCUAUGUUCAAAGUUACGCUCUGGACAACAAAAUCGCGUCGACCGAUCUUGCAGGGAAUCUGCUUGCUAUUCUCAACAGCAGCUCCAUCUUUGGCCGUAUCCUUCCCGCUUUCCUCGCACAGAGUCUCGGACCUAUGAACACUAUCAUUAGUGCAGCAAUUUUACUCGCCACGACAAGCUUGUGUCUCAUCUCAGCAACUACAACUCCGCGAUUGCUUGUUACCGUCAUCAGCCAAGGCUUCUUCACGGGGUCCUUCUUCGCGCUUCAGCCGACCAUCUUUGUCAGACUGACUAGUGAUCCCCGACGAAUUGGAACAAGAUUUGGUAUGGCCUUUUCGGUCAUGUCUAUCGCGCUCUUGUUUGGACCACCUGUUGGAGGGGCAUUGCGAAGGAGCAUGGGGUAUACGGCCGCUUGGGUCUGGGCUGGGUUGACUGUUUUCGUCGGCGGCAUGUUGAUUCUGUGCAGUAGGUUGCUGAAGGAUAACAAGUCUAUGAUCGUAUGA